GAUGAACAUAUUUCGUAAAUUCUAUCGUAAGUAAUUCGUAUUGGCGUUGUUCGCAUAGCUUUGUGCACACUGGCCUCGCAUAUAAGUUAAGACAUUCUUAUCAGUUUCGCCAAAAAUAAAACGCAGCACGCUUGCGAUGAAUUUUAUAAUUUUCAUGAUAAUCACAUAGAACGUUGCCGAGGUUUAUAAAGAGCACCGAUAAAACACACACAGCCAAUAUUAUCUCACAGUAGAAUAGAACAAGAGUAUGAACUAAUAUGACCUAUGACAGAAAGGAUAGGCGGGACGAAAUUAGCGCAAGCGCAAAACUGAUUCGUUCGAGGGUGCAUUUCUAAUCGUGUCUUAAAGAUUCAGUAACGUUUUAGCAUUGAUACCAGACAAACGGCUCUGUCUUGUCGGUACUACAUGGAAAAUUUCACGAUUGACAGUUUUGAAAAGAACGUUGAUCUAAGUGUCUCUCUAAAUCGUUGGGUAUCUAAACCGAUUGGUACUUGGCCUUUUUCAUCAGAUGUCUCUAAAAACGAUCGAUUCGAGAUUUUUCUAAAAAAGAUUACAAUCGUGAUUUGCUAUAUGCUAUUAGGUUUCAUCUUGAUAUUUGGCGGAAUGUAUUUAGUUCUUGAGCUAGAAGACUUUUACAGUCACUUGAAACUUGGCAGCGCGCUCAGUUUUUUCUUGAUGGCUGCUAUAAAAUAUUUCGUUCUAAUAGUCCGCGAGAACGAUAUAAGGAGAUGUAUAGGUUGCAUAGAGAUGGAUUGGAGGAACGUAAAAUAUCUCGAAGAUAAAAAGAUUAUGAUCGAGAAUGCAAAAUUUGGACGUAAACUCUUAAUAAUUUGCGGUGUUUUUAUGUAUGGUGGCGUUCUUUUUUACUACGUAGCCUUACCAAUGACACGUCAAAAAGUUUUUGACGAAGAGAAAAACAUUACGUAUAGAUCUCUCGUAUAUCCUGUACCGAAGAUCGUCGCGGACACUCGUCUAAGCCCAAUCAAUGAGAUUUUUUAUGUUCUUCAACUUUUUUCUGGUCUGGUCGCACACAACAUAACCGUAGCUACCUGCGGUCUCGCCGCACUUCUCGCGAUGCAUGCUUGCGGUCAACUUGAAAUACUUAUGUCCUGGCUUGAAUAUCUCGUCGACGGUCGAGAAGAUGUUUCGGACACGCUCGACAACAGAUUGGCUGAUAUCGUAGAACAGCACAUGCGUGCUUUCAGUUUCAUAAAACGCACAGAAGAGAUAAUACGAGAAAUAUCCCUCGUUGAGUUAAUGGGAUGCACUUUGAACAUGUGUUGCCUCGGAUAUUAUUGUAUGGUGGAAUGGGAUAUUAGACGACCACUCGAUAGCUUUACUUAUUUAAUAUUACUUACAUCGGUCACAUUCAACAUCUUCAUAUUUUGUUACAUAGGCGAAGUUCUUGCCGAACAGACUGUGAAAGUUGGUGAAAGAUCUUACAUGAUAGAUUGGUACCGGAUACCGGAAAGAAAAAGUCUUGCCGUUGUGUUGAUAAUUAUGAUGUCUAAUUCGUCCACCAGAUUGACCGCUGGCAAUUUUAUUGAAUUAUCUAUAAGUAGUUUUUGCGACGUAAGUAUUCAAACGGACAAAUAUAAAUGAUAGGAUCCUAAAAUUUUCAAUUAUCACUUGGUAGGAUCCUAAAGAUUGAAAUUAUUACUUGAAUAAUUUUUAUCUAAACAUUUUUACUUUUAAAUCCAGGUUAUUAAGUCAGCUGGUGCCUACUUGAACAUGCUUCGUACGUUUACAAUCUAGAAUAUAUUACUGGUAGAAACAUGAUUUAGUAUUUAUUAGACUGUUCACUUCUAAAAGAAAGUAACGAAAAAAAAGGGAAUAAUAUUAUUUGACUUUUAAUUUAUAUCCAAAACCAUAUUUUCAAUGUCCACUUCAACAGAUGCACAUUCACCUUUCAAUAAUCAGAAUCAAUAAUUCUAAGCAUUGGCUGAAGCGGCAUGAAAAUAUCAUACUUGAUAGUUUGCUACGGAAGGAAUAUCGGUGGUCGAUAGAUAAAUCGUGCGUGCGUGCGUGACUUAGAACAUUGUUUCUACGUAUUUUCAUAGAAUCUAAAGACUGAAUAAAUAGAAGAUAUGCGUAAAACGUGAUCGUAAUAGGGAAAUAAUAUCCUAUGUAACGUAUCGCAUAGAAGGGUCGAUCCCUUUUGCGAAAAUCGGACAAUCGUUUAAUAGCGUUCUCAUAUAUUAUUUCUAAGUUAAAAAGUCGUAAUUAUGUAUAUCCCAUAUUAAGGGAGAGAGACAAUGAGAAAGUACUCGAUAAUUGUGUGCAUAUAAGUUGAUUACAUUAGUAAUAGCUAGGGGAUAGUGAGAAAAUAUCACGUUAACCAUCAUUAAUAAAUACAAUAAUUAUACUUACGUGAACGACAAAGACUACAAAAAGUACGUAUAUCUCACAAUAAAAUCCUCGAUUCUUUACUUUUCGACGAUAUUCUUUCGUCUUUGUAUUUUACAUUCCUUAUGUGAUCUUGAAGAUUGGAAACAUCUAUGACAAGCUGUACAUCCUGAUGAACUGAUUGGCAGGCUUGCUAGAUGCUCGGGAAGUUAUGUGC
Messenger RNA from Vespa crabro (European hornet), 2563 nucleotides. RefSeq lists its product as uncharacterized. Gene Ontology annotation, molecular function: odorant binding; olfactory receptor activity. NCBI's taxonomy places the organism in Eukaryota, Metazoa, Arthropoda, Insecta, Hymenoptera, Vespidae. Gene Ontology annotation, cellular component: plasma membrane. The transcript has 4 exons. Bases 406 to 1602 code for a protein of 398 amino acids. Gene Ontology annotation, biological process: detection of chemical stimulus involved in sensory perception of smell; sensory perception of smell. The record is from RefSeq and is a predicted model, not a curated record.